This is a messenger RNA of Trichechus manatus latirostris (Florida manatee), 627 nucleotides long. Its product is annotated as zinc finger protein 580-like. Lineage: Eukaryota; Metazoa; Chordata; Mammalia; Sirenia; Trichechidae. Gene Ontology annotation, molecular function: DNA-binding transcription factor activity, RNA polymerase II-specific; RNA polymerase II cis-regulatory region sequence-specific DNA binding. Gene Ontology annotation, biological process: regulation of transcription by RNA polymerase II. The record is from RefSeq and is a predicted model, not a curated record. The coding region runs from base 1 to 627 and encodes 208 amino acids. The transcript is spliced from 2 exons.
AUGUCGGAGCCAUCUCCGGAACUUGUCCCUGCGGCCACUUCCGGACCCGAAAGUUUGCUGUGCCGGGCUGCCCCCCAGGUGAUGCUGCUGCCUCCCCGGCCGCCCACCCUUCGCUCCUCUCCAGAGGCCAUGGACCCUCCGCCCACCCUCCAGUCCUCCCCUGAAGCCAUGGACCCGCCGCCCUCCCAGGUUGACCCUCUGCCCCCGCAGGUUGACCCGCCACCCGCCGCGUCCUCCCCGCCGCACUACUACCUGCUCAUCGACACGCACGGUGUGCCCUACAAGUACACGGCGCAGCGGAAGGAGGGGCGAAGGCCACCGGCAGAGGAGCCCGCCCCCGGCGACGGGGAAGAGGAGGGCCGCAGCUGCCCCUGCCACGAGUGCGGCCGCGUGUGCAGCUCUCCCAUGCAGCUGCAGGGCCACCUCUUGACGCACUCCAUGGUCAGGCCCUUCACGUGUGACACCUGUGACCGGGCCUUCAAGCGCUCCAGCGACCUGGCCCGCCACCGGCGCAUGGCGCACAACACCGUGCGCCGCACCGGCACCGACCGCCCCUACGUCUGCCCGUACUGCCCGCGCCGCUUCCAGGACACCGCAACGCUGGCGGAGCAUGUGCCCACGCACUAG